Molecule: messenger RNA, 534 nt
Organism: Alternaria arborescens
Lineage: Eukaryota; Fungi; Ascomycota; Dothideomycetes; Pleosporales; Pleosporaceae
Exons: 1
Coding region: 1-534 (177 amino acids)
Source: RefSeq, a predicted model, not a curated record
AUGUUCAAGGUCCUCUCCUCGGACGCCUACUCAAAAUUAGACGGACUCGUUGAGGAAGAGAGAUUGUACAUCGACGCUUCAGCGCCUCAAUACCUCCGCCCGGCUGGACUAUACGCCGUCUGCAGUUAUCCUGCACGACCACAAUCCUCUACGCAGCUUGGUGGUGCCUACGAGGCCCACCUCAAGAAGUUGCAUCAAGCCGCUACUUGGAGCAAUUACAGAACAGAGGCCGUUAUUCUAACGAUCGACAACAAGAUAUACGCGAAGAUGAAUGGGCCUGAAGGGCCUAGGAUUCUGCUGGAUACAGACAUCGCGAAAUGGGAAAGCUUCGAGAGGGAGAUGCUUGCUUCCGUCGAGAUCAGUCUCCGGUCUUUAGUUACCAAUCUAGACCUCCUGUACAUUCCCGUAUACGACAGGAAGACAUACCACAAGCUCGUCGCUCAAGACUGUUUUGAUACCGGCCAUGAGAAGAUCAUAGAAUCUCUGGAGCGAGUUUCGGCUCGUAAAAAGAUCGUGAUAUGGCAAGGCAUUUGA